UGGUGUCCGUUGGUUUUAGAAAGAGAACACCCCCUUACUUCGCUCUUCAAAAUAGUCUUUCAGGAAGUUGCAGAUAUAUUCCGCAUCAUAUGGAUAAAUUAUCUGAGGGAUGACGCGCGGUUUCAUUGCUUGUGGAGUUUGAACUAUUGUGUGUAGUCUGUAGCUAAGCUGCAACAGCUGAGAAGUGGCAGUGUACGUGCGUUGCUUCAAACCGCAGUUUGGCUUCCAUACCAGGAUUAAAGAAAAAACAAGUGGCUUUCCUCAACUGUACUUUGGGGUUGGACUUCUCCUUGUUCAGAGGUGCCAGGGCUGGUUCCAGUGUGCAAACUCUCAAGAAUGGAGACGGAUAAUAACACCCAUCAGGCGGUGGCAAAGGGUUUAUCGGUGGACAGUGAGUUGACUCUUGAGCCACUGAUAAUGUGCAAGCUGUGCCUUUGUGAAUACGCUCCUAGUAGAAUGACCACUCUGGAGCAGUGUAGCUGCGUCUUCUGUACCCUGUGCUUGACACAGUAUGUAGAACUAAUGAUCAGAGAAGGUUGUGGAACUACAGUCACAUGUCCAGAGCUGGAAUGCCCUAAAAAUGGUGUCUUACAGGAUGCAGAGAUUGCUUGUUUGGUUCCAGCUGAUCUGCUUCAGCUGUACCAGCAAUUGAAAUUUGAACGAGAAAUCCAUCUGGAUCCCUCCAGGACAAGGUGCCCCAGAGUUCAAUGUCAGGCGGUAUGCCACAUUGAUGCAGGUGACUCUCACCAGGCAGUGCCGGUUCAGUGCCCCUCCUGUUGCACAGAGUUCUGCUCCAUCUGCAAAGCCAGUUGGCAUCCCGGGCAAGGUUGUCAAAAGAGCCCACCUUUCAUGCUUUCAAAAGGAUCUGAUGACGGUUUUCUCAUCAGCCAUGACACAGAAGCUCCCAUCAAACAAUGUCCUGUAUGUCAUAUCCUGAUCGAACGAAAUGAAGGCUGUGCCCAAAUGAUGUGCAAAAAUUGCAAGCAUACCUUUUGCUGGUACUGCCUUCACAAUCUGGAUAAUGAUAUUUUCCUGAGGCACUAUGACAAAGGACCAUGCCGCAAUAGGCUUGGCCACUCCAGGGCUUCAGUCAUUUGGAACAGAACCCAGGUUGUAGGGAUCCUCUUUGGAUUAGGUCUGAUUGUACUGGUCACAUCUCCACUUCUACUUCUGGCCUCACCCUGCAUCCUCUGCUGUGUCUGCAAAACCUGUAGGAACAAGAGGAAACACAACCGUCCACCUUCUACUUAAACUGGAAAAGCUGCCCGAUCCCGACUUUCUCCGGUGACAAACUACCUCACUUCACCUACUUGUUGCUGCCGGUGAUGUGGCUGCUGGGUCAGUGCCGUGCAAGAAUGUUUUAUAGAGGAUUAAUCAGGACAGAGGUGAGGUUAGCAUAUAGUAACUGAAUCAAGCAAGCAAAAUGGAUUUAGUGGAUGCAUUUUGGCAAUAUUGCCCAAACUAUCUUUAAAAUCCAAACUUUUACAGCCUCUGUUGUUCAUAAUCUGAAGAUAAUUGUAUGUUUUCAGCUGUUUGUUGCUGUUUUUGUGUGAAAUUUUCACCAUUAGACCAACAGCCUGGCCACCAUGUCUGUUAUGAUUCAGGCUGACCACCUCAGGAUAGAAUAAAGUAUAGAAUUACAGUUUUGUCAGUUCCCUUGAAACUAUGUUGUUCGUGCCUGCAUCUUGUUAUUCUGUUUUUAAGAGAGCAUUAGGCUCCUCCUAACAUUUUGAGGUUUAAAGGCAUUGUGCAUGAGAUGAGGACCCAUAAUUUCUAACUACUUAGCCCACAUUCUGAUACCUGUUUUUCUGGAGUAUUGUUUAGGUUUCACUUUUUCCAUUUGGCAUUGCAAAUUAUAGCCUGGUACAAUCAAAAGGAUUAAGUUGCAUGAUAGGGUGAUAAGUUCAGUUCUGUUUUAUAUUCUUUCAAAGAGGCUAUAGGAAUGUGGCACAAGACAGUUCUCUUUGUUGCAACACUUGUAGUCUACAAGGAGUGGAAGGUGAGGCAGAAACAAUUUAUAUGGAAACAUGGAUUUUAAAGGAAGAUGUACAUUGUCUUAAAUUGAGCUAGAUGAUUUGCAUCAUGCCUCCAAAUUAAGGUAACUGCAUACAGUAAGACAUUCAUAUCAGCUAACAAUGAUAUCCUGGAAAUGCUUGACAGAUCAAUAGGGAGGACGAGGGGGAUAGAGAGUUAAAACUUCGGAUUUAGUUGUCUUGGGAUUUUGAUCAAUGAAAGUUUCAUUGACCUGAAAUGGUUAACUAUUUUGUUCUGAGUGUUUUCUGCUUUUAUAUCUGAUUUUCAGCAUUUUGACCAUUUUACUUGCAACAUUUGUGUUGAGAAUGCCAUCUUCAGAAAAAUGGGCUAUCUUUUAGGAAUUAUAUAAUAUCCAUAUAGUCCCUGGUUUUAGCGGCAGCUGAUGCUGGAUUUCGAUUGGUGCUUAAUUCAUGACAUGGAGUUUUACAGCAUAGAACAGAUUUUUAUGGCAAUUGCUUUCUGUGGGAUCUGUUCACUCUUUCCCAUCUCCCUCUUUCCCUAAGGAGGAAGGAUAAAUAAUGCCCAUUCUACUUCAGGAUUUUUUUUUUAGGUAAGGUGUUUGCAUCCUAUUAACACCUUCCACAUAUUAAUUUAUUUUGUUAAUAAAUAUUUCCCAUCUCCUUAUUAAUUUCAUUUCCCAAUAUUAUGAUUUGUAGAAUUCUCUCCCUUGCAUUCAGAUCUCUUCCAGACUUCACCUUUUUUUUUGUCCUAGAACUUCCAAAGCUCUGUACCCCUUUUUGGAGUUCUCCAUUCGACUCUGGGUUCUUUGUGCAUUAACCCCAAAUUUUGCUUAGUGUAUGUGGCUGCAAAGAGAGCUGUAUAGUUCACAAUUUAUGAAAUUUCCUCCCCAAACAUCUUUAUCUUCAUGUUUUUACUGCUCUUUCCUUUUUGAUGUGACUUGACGCUUAUCUCUGACUAGGCGCACAUGAUCUAAUGUCUCGGUUCACAAUUUUUGUCUGAAGUGCCGGUGAAACCCCAUAUUGUUGACAACACAAAGUACUGGUGUUAGGAAUGAGAAACGUGUCCCUCUACUGUCAUCUCUCAUAAUUAAAGCCUCUCUUCCCUCUAAUCAUCUAAUUAAUCUCUUAUUAAACCUUGACAACUCUAUUUUAAAUCUACCAUUCUUUUAAUUGUACUGUAACAAUUUGUUCAUCUAGCCUUUAACAGUUCCUAACAAACUCCUGUGUUUAUUUAAAAAAAAAGGACUUCUUGCUUUUAAAAUCUUAUCUGCUUCCAUGUAGAAACAUAAUUUAUAUUGAACACUUUCAGCAGAGUUGUCAGAAUGAGACUGAUUGAAGGUGAGAUUUUAGAGGGAGAAAGAUGUGAACAUUAUUGCAACCCUACACAAUAUCCAUUGACACUAAAAUUAAUUCCACUGACAGGGAAGUGAUUUAAAAAAUAAAAGGAAUAAAAUGGUCCCUGAAGUAAUCCUUCCAAAGUACAAAGCAUAGAGAUAACCAGAGACUGAAGAUUUCACCUACCUCACAGUGACAGCAGCUGUUACAGUGAGCUGAAGCAACCUGCAAUAUGAAACAAUGCUCUCUGAGGGAAAAGUUACCCUAAUCUAUCUGUGAUGUCCUGUUGGUGCUUGAAUCUACCAGUUUUCAGCCUUGUUUUCUGGCAAGACUUUGAGAACAGCUGUGCUUCAAUAAUGAUCCUGUGGAAAAGGAUGAUGAGAUCUGUCAUAUGCAAGAGGGAAUUACAAGGAAGUCUCAAAGUUCCUUUGCCUGUACUGACAAAUGUUGACUUUCUUUGUGCACAGAUAAAGGUUAUGAAUUUUUUUUAUAUGGUAAUAACUUUGGAUCAUGCUAUAAUGGCAGAUUCUGUCCUAGCAUAACAUUAAAUGUUAAAAUCAGCCAAGUACGUGUACAGAAUUGGCAUAGUAAAAAAAAAUGAGUGGAUGUUGAAUUUAAGGGUAACUUUUAAAAUGCCAUUUAAGGGUAAAUGCCAUUUAAGGGUAACUUUUAAAAUGAUUGUGUUCUGUAUGCAGAACUUUGUGCAGUGGGAAUAUUUAUGAAGAACUUGUUUGUUGAACACACUCUCCAGUUCUGCUUUUGGGCUUUUGGUUAGAAUUGUGCCAAAGUUUUCUCAACAAUGCUUGGAACAGUAAUACUGCAAAAUUUGAUCAUGACUGAUCAUUCGUUUUUGGGCAAGAGUCCAUUUUUUUUGGUCUGAUCACCUUCCAGUGAGCACUAGAUGCCUACUCACUGUCCUAAAGCACUUUGCAACCAGCUAUACAGUUCCGAAAUGUAGUUAUUGUGUGGGGAAAGAUAGCAGCCAUUUUAUGCCCAGCAGGAUCCCAUCAGCAGCAUUGUAACAAGAUGUAGGUCUGUUGAAGGGUAAACACUGUCCACAAUCCCAGACCUUCCAUUUGGAAAAGGAGAUCUUGAUGGACAGUUGGAGUGAAACAGCCCAUAGCAGUACAGAAAUCUGUACUGCAGCGGAAUGUCAGCCAAGGCGGUGCACUGCCAUUCCUGGAACAGGGCUUGAGCACAUGACAUGCCAACAGACAUAUUAAUUUUGCAAAAAUAUAUAUUUUUUUAAAAAAAGUGUCACACUUGUCACUAAAUCAGAACGUUAAGUCUGAUUCUGGGUUACGCAGUGAUUUUCAGUGAUGUUUUAUCUCUUGUAUUUAAGAUUUUUGCAUAUCAGAUGUGUAUUGACAGGGCUGCCUGCGCUGGAGUCCUGAGCACUAUCCUUACAAUUUGACUAGUUGUCAAGAUAGUCCGAUGAAGAUUUGGAGCAUAUAUUACAUUACAUGAAGACUUAUUUCCUAUAUGUCAUAAUGUCAAACAAACAAAUAACGUUCAACUUUCCAGGGACUGAACAACUUGCUUUUCUAAAACAAUGGCCCCACAGAUUUGAAUCUGAAUAGCUUUUGGGUCAAUGAUGUUCAGCCCUCCUGCACCAGAAGAAGUCAUUUCAAGGGCCAGUAAUAAACAAGGUACCGACCAGUUGUUAACUGAGAGCUUAUGUUAGGAUGUUUAGUUUUCUUACAGAGGGCUAUUGAUGUCUGGAGAGAACAGGGUGGAAAGUUGGCUGAAAGAAGAUUGCUGGACUCAUUUACGGAACAUCAUACUCUGUAGUCCAGGAUAAUGAAAUCCACUGAGCAGAAUGGUAUUACUUGGGGUGAUAUACACUAAGCAGUGAGACUGAGAUCUAGGGCCUUCAGGAAGCAGCCUGGCUGUAGCAAUAACAUUUGAAUAUUGUAUCAUUGUGGUUCAAAUCUCAAAUGCUACAUGCUUGAAACAAUCUACAGCCUGUGUUGCUUUGUACAAGGUACAUAAUUGAAGGGGGUUUACUUUUGUGUUCUACGUGUUACUAAAUAUCAUUGUGACAGAAGACCAACUCCAUGAGUUGACCUGACUUGAUGGAGUUUAUUUUAACCAUAUUGGGGAAUUUCAAUGCAGAGACUGAUGAUUUGGGUUGGGAGGGGUAAUAGCAGUUCUUUUAAAAAAGAAAACCAAAACAGCUAGCUCAAGAAAAAGCACAACUAGGAUGGGUCACAACCCUCUUCUGGAAUGUGGGUGGAUCAUUUUAAAAUAGAGAUUAAAAUAUUUAAGUUUAUUCUAGUUGGUUAAGUUUUCCUGGUUUUGGAAAACCCAGGUCCUGGAGGAGGUGACAACUGCAGAGCCCAGUAGGUGGGUCCUUGCACCUGAAUUUUCUGACCUCAGUGUCUCUGUCUCUCUCUUCUCUCCCUCCACCCCUUCAACAUCAGGGCCAUGGAGAUGGAGCACUUGUGCUAUGUGAUUCCAUUCAUCCUUUCAUGCCUAUCCUGUUCUUUCUUCUGAUUGCUGUAACCUCACUGUUCUGUUCAUGUUCCAGUUGCACUAUGGCAGACUCCCUGUUAUUGUUGCAUUGGGUGUGUCUAUCAUAUUUGUGAUAUUUGGCUACUUUCACAUAGCAGAAUAGAGCAAAGCAGGGCUUUGGAAAUUGGGCCAGACAAUUUCAGUCCAAACAGCCUGGUCACUAAUUUUAGAUCUAAUUUCAUUGCUAUGUACAUCAAUAGCACUUUCAUCAGUUUAAUUAGACUCAGCGUAAUUUUGUACUUUGAGUCUAGCAUCCUAUCUGAUAUAAUUGUCAAGGAUGCCAUUAAUGGGCUAUCAUUACUGAAGGGAGAAGUGGGGGUACAAAUUGGAUGCCAUUUAUGGGCUAUCACUACUUGGGAGUGUAAUAGCUGCCAUUUUAAUCUGCUACAGUCCUUUUGGUGAAAGAACUCUCAUAGCCCUGGGAAGUGAUGAGAUCCAGAAUUUAAAACCUUUGAUUAUGAAGGAAUGAUGAUGCUUACUCAAAUGGGGAAGAUCUGCGAUUGGGAGGGAACAUAGAAGGACAAGAUGGCAAUUGUGUUGAAGCUCACUGAUCUAGGUAUUUGUUCCAUUCCAUCUGAGUGAGGGGUGUAGACAUGAAGGAAGUUCAUGGUUAGCUAAGUUUUUAUAUGUCCAAAUGUUGAAAUGUGGUGAUGGUUGUAGGGUGGGGCGAGGUGAAAAGGAAUGUCUGUAAAUUGGACUUCCCAUGUUUGUGUUGCACUUUGUUUUAUAGGUUAUUUUCACCCCUUCCCCAUCCCACCACCCACAUGAAAAUCAGGCUAGGGACCUAUAAGGGGAGAGUGGGUAGAAUGUGAUGCAGCAGGUCUGGAGCAAUGCCCUUUGAAUAAAGUGCUUUGUGAACCAAGUGGUUGUCAUUGUCCAAGUAUAUGAAAAGCAAGUUUAUGAAUUGUUUGAAGAAAAAAAACCACAAAAAAGCCCACACUUUAUUCUACUAAUGGGUAUUAUAUACCAGGCCUAUACCAUUAGCUUUACCUGCGGGGAUAUCUAACAUCCAAAUAAUCACGUGACUGUUGUGGAGUUUAUAGUUGGAGAUGCUUUCCUGAGGUUUCACCAGGAUAGUGUGGUUUAACAGCCAAUUCAAGCUGCCUUUGUUCCCUGUGGCCCGUAUCUUCCAACUGAAUGGAGAGAAAGAACUGGUUAAUAAAAAUGAGAGGGAGGCAGCAAAAAUCACAACCUUUCCCAAGUCCCAGUGAUUUAAUUAUUUCCAUGGGUGUUGUUCACAGCACUAAAUGUAGCAAUCUGUGGGCUGUUCCAAAGGAUUAGCAAGCUCAUCUGCAGCUGGAUCCUCUAGUAAACUAAACACCCCUUACAAUUGCCUUAAGCUUCCCUUGGCAUCCCAGGUGUUAACUUCAAUACCAUGCCUGUAUGUUUCUAUUGGGGGAAAAAAUCAUGAGAACAAUAUUACAAAUCUAUGCACCUUACACAUACAGAUAAAUAUAAAGCUCUAUGUAAUUAUGCCAUAUUGCUGAAUAAUGUUAAAAGUUUGUAAGAAAAACUUAGUUUUGAAGCUUAUGUAU
Molecule: messenger RNA, 7378 nt
Organism: Mobula hypostoma (lesser devil ray)
Lineage: Eukaryota; Metazoa; Chordata; Chondrichthyes; Myliobatiformes; Myliobatidae
Product: E3 ubiquitin-protein ligase RNF144B-like
Exons: 8
Coding region: 337-1251 (304 amino acids)
Biological process (GO): ubiquitin-dependent protein catabolic process; protein polyubiquitination; positive regulation of proteasomal ubiquitin-dependent protein catabolic process
Cellular component (GO): ubiquitin ligase complex; cytoplasm; mitochondrial membrane
Molecular function (GO): ubiquitin protein ligase activity; ubiquitin conjugating enzyme binding; zinc ion binding
Source: RefSeq, a predicted model, not a curated record